Caenorhabditis elegans is the source of this 932-nucleotide messenger RNA. It is a transcript of the gene F22E12.3, whose product is annotated as ShKT domain-containing protein. Lineage: Eukaryota; Metazoa; Nematoda; Chromadorea; Rhabditida; Rhabditidae. The record is from RefSeq and is marked reviewed. The transcript has 6 exons. Bases 13 to 771 code for a protein of 252 amino acids.
CACUUGUUCUCAAUGUAUCCUUCUGGAAUCUUAGUCUCAACUUUGAUAAUAUGUUUCAUUGGAUUUUCUUUUGGUUUCCAAAGGUAUCCAGUGAGGAGGUUCAAUCAACCAAAUAUUCGUAAAUUACCACCAAGUAUUCAAAGAAUCAGAGCAACUUCAAGUUCAGUUCCUAUCAGAACAACAACUGUGCAAUCACUUCCGUAUAAUUUCAAAAACCUGGAAAACAUAACAUCAAUUCGGCAACUUUUAAUGGAAACCGCAAUUGCGCCAAUGAAAUCAGUUGGACCAGUUGCUAGAAUCACCCAAAAUAUAAAUACUGCACAAUUACCAUGUUGUCGUGAUCGUUUUGGAGAACAAGCAUGCCAAUCAUUGAGAAAAUCACAGCCAGCAUUAUUUGAAAAGAGAUGCUUGACUGAUCACGAUUUUGCCGCUAUUGAUUGCUGUGGAGAAUGCAGAAAAUAUAUUGAAAGAAAUAAGAUCAGUUCCGAGAAUUCUCGUUCACUCCAGAAGGCUCCAGCAAUGUGUAAAGACAAACAUUCUAUUGGAUUCUGCAGACGAUUCAAAGCAUCUGGAAUGGGAAAAUACAGCUGUUCUGAUGCAGAAUUUGCUGUUCGAGUUUGUCGUCAUUCUUGUGGAUAUUGUAAUGAUGAGUUGUACUCAAUGAAAAAUGCACCUGCUCUGUGUUCUGACACAAACCGAAUGAUUCCAAUUGUGAAUGGAACACAUCUGUAUUGGGCAUUUGGAAGAGAGGACAAGAAAAAAUUAAAUUAAUUGAAUUAUUUUGUUUUAAAAUGUUUUGUUUUCUCUAGUUAAGAGUACUUUUCCACCCACGUGGGUUAACUUUUAAAUCAGAUUUCUAUGUUUUAUUUUUUAGUUUGUACUGGCUGUUUCUAUUAAUUUUUCUGAAUAAAGUCUACCUCAUUCCCUGCAAA